AUGCGUUUCAGGUGCUGCACCCACAAGACCAGAAUAAUUGAUGUGGUGUACAAUGCCUCCAGCAACGAGCUGGUGCGAACCAAGACUCUUGUGAACUGCAUUAUCCUUGUGGACAGCACUCCUUUCAGGCAGUGGUAUGAGGCCCACGAUGCAUCUCCUCUCAGAUGCAAUAAGGGUGCCAAACUGAGCCAUGAGGAGGAGGAGAUUCUUAACAAGAAGCGAUCCAAGAAGACCCAAAAGAAGUAUGAUGAGCGCAAGAAAAAGAGCAAGAUCAGUCCCCUCUUGGAUGAGCAGUUCCAGCAGGGAAAACUGCUUGCGUGCAUUGCCUCACGACCUGGCCAGUGCGGCAGAGCUGACGGCUACGUCUUGGAAGGUAAAGAACUGGAGUUCUACCUGAGGAAGAUCAAGGCCAAGAAAGGCAAAUAAAUGCACAGCUCUUUGAUACUGCUCCAAUUAAAAGACAAGAAAAUUA
This is a messenger RNA of Clupea harengus (Atlantic herring), 472 nucleotides long. Its product is annotated as small ribosomal subunit protein eS8-like. Gene Ontology annotation, biological process: translation. Gene Ontology annotation, cellular component: ribosome. Lineage: Eukaryota; Metazoa; Chordata; Actinopteri; Clupeiformes; Clupeidae. Gene Ontology annotation, molecular function: structural constituent of ribosome. The record is from RefSeq and is a predicted model, not a curated record.